Messenger RNA from Cylas formicarius (sweet potato weevil), 2955 nucleotides. Its product is annotated as facilitated trehalose transporter Tret1-like. Lineage: Eukaryota; Metazoa; Arthropoda; Insecta; Coleoptera; Brentidae. The transcript has 2 exons. The coding region runs from base 212 to 1576 and encodes 454 amino acids. Gene Ontology annotation, molecular function: transmembrane transporter activity. The record is from RefSeq and is a predicted model, not a curated record. Gene Ontology annotation, cellular component: membrane. Gene Ontology annotation, biological process: transmembrane transport.
UCAGAAUAAUCUCCCAGAAAAUGGAAAAAAACCUAGGAGCAGCGUUAUAAGUAGCGAACAUAUUGAUUGGUACCAUCUUAAAAUCAAACAAUAAACUCCGCGUUUCCAAGUAACUCAAUCACAUGACUUCGAGUGCCCUGAACCACGAUAACAAAAACGUUUCGAUAAGACCGAAAUUUUUAGAAAUUCCUCCCACAUUUUGUGAUGUGAAAUGGUCAGUAACGCGUUAGUCAGUGUUUUUGCAGUGGAUCUUCUCGCAACAUCGGGGGACAUAACCCAAACAUGGACGUCACCAAUGUACCCCAAAUUGUAUUCCAACGACACAUCGGUAAACCCUUUGGCCAAGCCCAUCACAGAAGAACAAGAUGCAUGGAUCGGGUCGCUUCUGAAUAUAGGAGCGAUGAUAGGUGCACUACCGGUGGGAUUCAUCGCGGAUACCAUUGGCAGAAAAAAAUCCUUACUUUGCAUUGCUAUACCCCAUCUUGUCGCCUACUUGAUGUUCGUAUUCGCUGAUGAAGUUUACAUGUAUUACAUUGCGAGAUUUAUUAAUGGACUCUCAGUAGGAGCCGGCUACGCUCUAAUGCCGAUGUAUAUAGCCGAGAUAUGUACGGAUAAAACUAGGAACUCCUACACCGCCACUUUGAAUAUAUUUUGGACGUUUGGCAAUUUUUUACCCUACGCCAUCGGACCUUACAUAUCAGUUCAGAUCUUCAAUUCCAUCCUUGUUGGGUUUCCGGCUGUGUUUAUAGUGGUGUUCAUUCUCGUAGCUCCAGAAACACCACUCUAUCUGGUUCAAAAAGGUCGCAUAGAAGAAGCUGAGAAAUGCUUGAUGACACUGAGAUCGACGGAUAAAGCGGGAGUCGAGAAAGAAAUUAUCCAGAUCAAAGACAUCAUCGCGAAACACGAAGACGGGACGUUGAUGGAUAUCUUCAGAAACCCAGGUCUCAGGCGAGCGUUUGCUAUUUCCGCCAGUUUGGUAUCGUUCGGUCAGCUCGCUGGUAGUACAGCAAUCGGGUAUUACUUACAACCCAUCCUGGAAGAAAGUAACACCCACAUUACCGCUGACAUAGGAUCGACGUUAUGCGGUGCCUGGACUUUUAUCUCGAGCUUUUCUUCGUCAUUCGCGAUACACAGGUUAGGGCAAAGGAUUCCGUUGAUUAUCUCGUGCGUAGGUAAUGCGUUGUCAAUUUUCGCGCUGGGUUUGUAUUUUCACAUACGCGAUACAGAUCCAGAGAAGGCGUCGGAGCUUUCGUGGUUGCCGAUAGCGUCGUUGCUGUCGUUUAUCGCGUUUUAUAAUUUCGGAUUGUCCGGGAUUCCGUGGGCCGUCAGCUCGCAACUGUUUCCGAAUAACGUGAAAGCCAUUUCUGCAGCAUCUAUAUCGUCGGUAUCGUGGUUCUUCAGUUUCUUAACAACGAAUUUUUUUAACGAUAUGAAUGAUACCUUUGGUCGAGCUGGCACCUUUUGGAUCUUCUCAAGCGCCAAUUUGGUAGCGGCAGUUUUUACAAUUAUCUGGGUGCCGGAAACGAAAGGGAUGAGUUUUACGGAAAUACAUGAUAUGCUGCAAAACGAGGUUUAAAUGACCUCGUUGAUAGGAAUCCCGGAUUUGAUCGCAGCCAAAAACAUGAUAUAAUAUCGCUCUAUGGAGUCACGGUUGCCUUGAAUUUGGAUUUUUCAUAUAUUGUACUAUAAAAUUUGUAAUUUUUUUCAGCAUUAAAACAUUUAUGAUCUGUUUAAUAUUGCUCGUGUCACAAGGAGGAAAGAUAAAAUGCAAAUAAUUUUUUAUUUUUUUUCUUUUAACACCUCAAUUUUUGUUUUCUUUUUGGUCUUGCUUAGUAUGAAGGUCACACCAUUUAACUUGCCUCAUUAUGAAGAACUCUAAAAAGAAUAAUUGUUUGCUACAAAACGGUCCAUUGGAUAGUACCUUCUGAGUUAUGCUAUUACAACUACACAAAGAUUUUCUUCAUCUUCUGCAAAUUAUUCGUCAAAAUCGAAAUUAUUUGCUGCCCUACUGUUCACACGCUGUAAAACGAGGAGUUAAACAAAACAUCCGCAAAGAAAUAUCUACUCAACUAGCUAGACAACUUUUUGAGUGUUCCACUGCAUAUGGACUAAUUGAUCGAUCGUCUCUUAAAAAUUAUGGAGGUAUCAGUAAAUUUAGUAAAAUUAUGGAAAUGGUUAUGUUUGAUGACUUACCUGCAUUAAUAAAAAAUGUAAUUUGUACUGGUAUAAUCAUCAUUUAAUUGGUGCGAAUUUAGGUUUACCACUUAUACACCGACUUGAUAAACGCUUGAUUUGGUUAAUCACAAUAUUCUUGUACCGAAACUUGCCAAAGUCCUGGUAUAUGGUGACUUUCUUCGCUGGUUCUCUUCGUAUAUAAUUGGGGGAAAUCACAAUUUGACCAUUUAUAAUUAGUAAUAUGAACCUAUCUUGGUAAUCUAUCAGAUUCUGCACUCCAUGUUUCUGCCAUACGCUGAUGACUAAAGGGGUUUCGUAAAAUCCGGACUACUGCAGGGGACUUUAUUAGAAUUGCAUAGAAUUGUAAUGAUUAUUAAGUUUUUCUAAAUUUAAAGAAGUGUUAGGCGUUUUCGUCCACCAAGAAUAUAAUCAUUCUAAAUUUUAAUUACUCAAGAAAUUCUAAGCCGCUUUAAACUGUAAGUACGGUUAAAGACCUUGGGGUAAUAUCUGGCCGUAAAUUAGUAUUUACAUGUCAUAUUUAUUAUACCUCUGAAAAAUGCACUUGAAUUUUUCUGAAUUUUUUGAAUGUAUAAUUUCUAAUUCCUGCUAUAGUAAAUAUAUAAUUAAUCUUGGAAGCAUAGAGGGAAAUUUUUGUAGGUUUUUGAAUUGGAGAGUAAAUUACCUAUAUAGCAUUACUAGUGUUAUCGCUACUCGAAGCAUAAGAUUUGAUAUUCCGGUCAUAAUAACUUGGGUAAAAAUUCUCCCAUUUUUAGGAUAAGU